AUGCCUUCUCAAAAAUCUUUCAAGACCAAGCAAAAAUUGGCCAAGGCUCAAAGAACCAACCGUCCAUUGCCACAAUGGAUCAGAUUGAGAACCAACAACACUGUUCGUUACAACGCUAAGAGAAGACACUGGAGACGUACUAAAUUGAACAUCUAAGCGGAAUGCUACCUUAGAGUUCAAUUUAUUAAUCACAUCUUUAAAGUAACCUUCUUCUCACUUUGUUUAUUUGGAUGCUGAAGCUCUUCUGAACUCUUGAAACACAGUUUAAUGAUCCUCUAAAAGAGGGAUAGGAUUGGUAUUAAAAGGGGAUAUCUUGUUGAAUUUUUGGCUAAAGAAUAUACAAAGCAUGUACAAUGUUAUACGGAAACCGAAGUGUAGAAACUAGAUCUUAUUACCGCAGUGUCUGUAGAUAUAAACCCACGUUCAUGAAUAUACCAGAACUUGAGUUAUUAAUAU
Messenger RNA from Williopsis jadinii, 456 nucleotides. RefSeq names its product 60S ribosomal protein eL39 (gene RPL39). The transcript is spliced from 2 exons. The record is from RefSeq and is a predicted model, not a curated record. Gene Ontology annotation, molecular function: structural constituent of ribosome. Gene Ontology annotation, biological process: translation. Bases 1 to 156 code for a protein of 51 amino acids. Gene Ontology annotation, cellular component: cytosolic large ribosomal subunit; ribosome. NCBI's taxonomy places the organism in Eukaryota, Fungi, Ascomycota, Saccharomycetes, Phaffomycetales, Wickerhamomycetaceae.